AUGGUUGCUGAUCCGGAAACCGUUCAAGACACUACUACACCUCUUCAUGUUGAUAGAGACGUAGAAGUGGACUUCUCUAUGUAUAAGAAGUUGGCUGAUAGUAUCCAUCCACCUUAUCAAAGCCCCUCUGUUCUACUAGACUGCAUGGUCGAGCAAGUCGGUGCUACGAUUAGGAGUGAAUCCGCGGGUGUUGCUAUUGUUGGUGGUGAGGAAUGUAAGAGAUACGAAGCUCGAAAGCUAUCCGAGUAUAUCGAAGCAAUAGCACAAGACUGGGGCGUAUCGAAAGAAGAUAAGAAGUCCGAUACUGAUGACUCCGAUACGAAUCCUUAUCAUCAUCUGGAGGAUACUGUUCUUCCCAGUUUGGAUGAUUUGAAGUGUCGUUUUAGAGGUGUGGAGAUGUUUGGGCAUGAAAGAGUUGAUGCUGUCGCUAAGAGGGUUGAUCAUUGUUUUCGUAUCCCUGAUACUCCAACCGUGGGACAGUCGGAGCCUCUUACUGCUGAUCAGAGAAGGGCUCUGAGGACUAAAAUAAUUCCCUUCAUGCCGAAGCGAUUAAGUCGGGCCUCUAUCGAAAGGUUGUUGCUGCUAACAGAAUUUGCUAAGUUGAUGAAUUCCGUUACACCUGUCAAAAAAGGGCACGUGGGAGACUGCAGUUUAGCCUCGCUGAUCGACCGAACGGUGUGUGAGAAGAUUCCUAUUGGGUUGUUGAGGCAGCGACUUGGUGCGCUGAUAUACGGCAGGGCGGCGGCUGAGCCCUACCUAGUUACACGUUAUUGGUCUAGAUAUGAUGCUACGCUUAUUGCCAUUUAUUAUCCGACGCCUCCAGGAAGGAUGUGUAUGCAUACAUGGAGAGAAGAAGUUGAAGUCGGUGAGAAAGAAGAGGAGGAAGAAUCAAUGCAGGAGGAAAACGAAGUCGAUGCGGAUGGCCAGGCCGCGGAAGAUCCAAAUGCUGAUUUGCAGGCAUCUAAGGGUCCUCAGUAUGAAAUUCGGGAAGCCGUCGAGAAAUGUUAUGUGCCGGCUGAUGGGAGUGUGAUUAUUUCAACAAGGUUUACUCGUACGAGUGCGAUCGGGAAGACCCCUGUGGACUGUGAUGCGGGUGCAGAGGAGAAAGCGAUGGAAGAGGAAACCCUGGUAGCAGGGGAGGAGGGGAACGAUGAUGAUAUUCAGCACGAGGAUGAAUUUAACAGGGAGCUCAUAUGCAGUAGACGAGUUGCGAAGGCAUUUGUGAAGGGCUGCACUCUGAGGGUUGGGGAAUCGUACGUGUCGUGCGUGUUUGAGGAUUCAUCUCGCUUCACCGUCACCCGAGAGGGAGAGAACGGGUUCGUGCUCAUGUAUACUCCUUUGAAAGCUACAUGGGUUACACUUUGUCCUCAUCAAGGUAUUGAAUUGAAACCUCAAAAGGUGACGUUUGAGAAACCGUUGAUGCGGAUGGUCCCCAACGCUCGCUGCGGCGAUUUAGUAUGUGACGUUGAGACAAGUAGAAGAGUAUUUCCCAAGGGUGUUAUCAUGCGGGAGUUGACGAGUGGGAGGAAGGAGUUGUUCUAUCCUGAUGGUACGUUCAGCUAUCGAGACCCGACUCCUGAGGAGCUGGCCGGCUCGUUUCACCUUCUAGUAGAUUCUCGUCCGGGGAUGUGGAUUGUUAUAAAACCUAGGAGCGGUGAAAUGUAUAGACGCUGGAACUGUCCGCAGCGACCUGAGCCUCUAUCACAAGUAGUUGGUGAGGGAGAGGAAGAGCAGACGAAGGUUGAUGCAGAGUUCCAAGCGGCAGAGAAGAGGUACUCUGAUGAGAUCAAGUGCUUAGUUGAAGGAGGUAUGUGUGAGGAGGAACUCGACACGAAGGUUCCUACUGCGACCCAAGUUGAUCCUGAUAGCGGCGAUGAGAUCGUCACUAAUAACCUUGGCACGAUGAUUAUCACUACGCGAGAUGGGUCUACGCGAACUUGCGUGAUAUCAUUGGAGGACAGCUCGAAGAUCUCCGUUGAAUUCGAUGGAGAAGAGAAAAGGGUAACCGUCGAGAGGCCAGAUACGAGAGAGGCCAUCGAGAUCGAUGCGAUUACUGGUAAAACAGUGGUAGUUGGCACCCCGUACGUUUCUGAAUUCAUCGAGCAUGCUGAUGACGGUGGUUCGUUCAUGUUGAGAUGCGUCGAUAAUGAGAGGAAUUCAUUCGAGAUAGAUGGCAGGACGAAUCGCUGUUCGGUGAGAUUGGCGACGUCGUUGGGCGAAUCGAAGGACAUGCCUUCCCCUAGGCCUGGAGCGCCUUUAGCUGAGGUUCCACCUUCGAUGACGGCUCUAUAUCAUGCUGAUAAAGACUUCCUACCAGCAGUGGAUGGUUUAUCUUCGCAUCCUCCGAGGCUCAUCGUGAUAUAUGGUGAUGGUAUCAGUGAGGCUCAGGAGAUUCUGCCAUCUAGGGAGGCUAGGGAGGCUCUCAAUGCUUCUGACCUUAUCAAGGAGAGUGUGCCUAUGGACCUGCCGAUGGACGGAUAUGAGUUUACAACAGUGAGGCAUCUAAUAGAGUAUCCUGAGGUUGACCAUAAGUUGAUGCAUGAAUUCGAGGAUGCCUGUACACGAUAUGAUGAGUGGAUGGAAGCUCAUAGGGGGUUGCACGAUGAGCUUGCCGCCCGUAUGCAAAGGGAGGCCGAGGCUAAGGCUGCUGAGAAGACGAACAAGAGGAAGAAUACGAAAUCAUGA
Molecule: messenger RNA, 2685 nt
Organism: Perkinsus marinus ATCC 50983
Lineage: Eukaryota; Perkinsozoa; Perkinsida; Perkinsidae
Exons: 28
Coding region: 1-2685 (894 amino acids)
Source: RefSeq, a predicted model, not a curated record